AUGGCGAUCUCUGUUGUUGGCUGUUUCCUAGCGGUUCUACUCGUUGCCAUAGGUGGUACGAGAGGCCUGUCCUGCUAUACCUGCACAUAUUUACAGAGUGAGAGUGGUUUCUACGCCUGUGUUCAGGACCCCAGCUCGCACAGUACAGAAACAUGCGAGUUUUACGAGGAUACCUGUCAGACCACCCUGUUGGACCUACCUACGGACUACAUCUCGAGAGGAUGUGCGAUCGCUUCCACGUGUGCUAGUGCUCAGGCAGUCGCAAGCGGUGCCCAGUGCUGCAGGACGGAUCUCUGUAACGAUGAGAUCUACGCUCUGUCAGCUACCACCGUUCGUCCCACCACUAUGGAGACAACCACGGUUGUAGCACCAACUACACCGACCGCCCUUGAUGACACAGCGUCACCAACCACCUUACGAACCACACAACCCACGACCACCUUACCAACAACAAACAACUUACCAACCACAACCACCUUACCAACUACGAGCGUUUUACAAACAACAACCAUCGUACCAUCAACGAAGCCCACAACCAGCUUACGGCGCACUACAACCACCUUACCAACUACAACCACCUUACCAACUACAACCACCUUACCAACUACAACAACCUUACCAACUACAACAACCUUACCAACUACGAGCGUUUUACAAACAACAACCAUCGUACCAACAACGAAGCCCACAACCAGCUUACGGCGCACUACAACCACCUUACCAACUACAACAACCUUACUAACUACACCAACUACAACCCCGUUACCAACUACACCAACUACAGACACCUUACACACUACAACCACCUUACACACUAUGACCACCUUGCACACUACAACCACAUUACCAAAUGCACCCACCUUAAAAACUGCAUCAACUACGCCAACUACAACCACACCAGCAACAACCACCGUAGCAACUACAUCAACUACGCCCACCUUACAAAUUACAUCAAUUACAACCACCAAGGUUACCACUCUAACCACAACUCCUAGAGCAACAACUCAGCAAUCGCCCACCAUGGUAACCGCCGAAAUGACGACAGAUCCCGAUGUUUCGACGGAGACGGCCGACAGCGAAGUCGGAACUGCUCGGGCUUCGUCAACAAAUACUUCUGUCAAGACUACACCAGUUGCUAGCAUGGGGUUGACAGAGAACUUCAUCUGGGGCAUGAGGAUAGAGUUUUUCAUUUGGAACGUCGUCUUGAGUAUUGCCGUUGUCUUCUCGGUGGCUGUCGCGAUUUACCUCUGUAUAAGACAAAAGCGCAAGAAACAGCAUGAUGAGGAGGAAAGAGGGAAUCCAGGGGAAGAAGAAGUGGACGGCACAUCAGGUGAACAGAGACCUUCUCAGAAUAGCGCCACCGAGCGGCACAGGCGGGAUAUGCCGCCUGUACAGGCGUGGGGAGACGAACAAUUAUUACAGACAGUUUAAUCGACUAUCUAUCUAUUUGUCCGUCCGUCCAUCCAUCCAUCCAUCCAUCCAUUUUAUCAUCAAGAGAAAUAUUCAUGAUACGUUAGUCAUAAAUGUUAGCAUCAUGUAGUUGCUCCCAGUGCAAGCACAUUGCUACUUUGACCUGUUUACUUGAAAGUGUUGUGUUUUGAACUGAUA
This is a messenger RNA of Branchiostoma floridae (Florida lancelet), 1608 nucleotides long. RefSeq names its product integumentary mucin A.1-like. Lineage: Eukaryota; Metazoa; Chordata; Leptocardii; Amphioxiformes; Branchiostomatidae. The coding region runs from base 1 to 1431 and encodes 476 amino acids. The transcript is spliced from 4 exons. The record is from RefSeq and is a predicted model, not a curated record.